This is a messenger RNA of Micropterus dolomieu (smallmouth bass), 5025 nucleotides long. RefSeq names its product contactin 4 (gene cntn4). The transcript is spliced from 23 exons. Gene Ontology annotation, molecular function: cell-cell adhesion mediator activity. Gene Ontology annotation, biological process: brain development; cell-cell adhesion. The coding region runs from base 365 to 3454 and encodes 1029 amino acids. The record is from RefSeq and is a predicted model, not a curated record. Lineage: Eukaryota; Metazoa; Chordata; Actinopteri; Centrarchiformes; Centrarchidae.
CUAUUUGUGCCACUGACACUGAGAGAGAGAGAAACAGAGGCAGGGAUGGAGGUACAGUAGUGGAGCCGUACAGAAGCACAGCACAGAGCAGCGCAGCCCGUGAAUGUAGCACUUCACGAAAGAAAGAGCAGCAUCUUUGCGCACAAGUCAGGCGGAUAUUUUUGGCCGCGAGCGUCGCCGCGUCUCGACAGUGAUGUCUGUGUGCAAAAUUUUGUUUAGUGACAAAAUACGGAUUAAUCUGAGGCUGUGAAUUCGUCAGAGACAUCACUGCUGUGAGGACAGAUUGGGAAACCAGAAAGGUGCGAAUUGGAUACCAUACAUUUGUGAUUGGAUGUGAGACUACUUUGACCCUACAAAAUUGAAGAUGAUGUUGCUAUGGAAACUGCUGGUGCUGCAGUCACUUAUGGGGUGUCUUGCAGAGAGCAGUGUCCUGCAGAGUCCUGUGUUCACCAAGCAGCCAGGCAGCAUUGUGUAUCCUGUGGAGACUCUGGAGAGGAACAGGGAGGUGGUGUUCAGCUGCGAAGCCCAGGGAAGCCCACCUCCCAUCUACCGGUGGAAACUGAAUAGCACAGAAAUCAGUCCCAAAUCUGGAUCUCACUACAGCCUUUCUGGAGGCAACCUCAGAAUCAGCCAACUGAACAAAGACCAAGAUGCUGGAACGUAUCAGUGCCUCGCCUCUAACUCUUUCGGGACCAUCGUCAGCCGAGAGGCCAGUCUAACCUUUGCAUACUUGGAAAACUUCAAGACUCACAGAAGAAGCUCUGUAUCAGUUCGUGAAGGUCAAGGAGUGGUUCUGCUGUGCGGCCCUCCACCACAUUCUGGAGAUCUCAUUUUUUCCUGGAUCUUUAAUGAGUACCCGACAUUUGUGAAGCAGGACACUCGCCGUUUCAUCUCACAGGAGACAGGGAAUCUGUACAUCGCCAAAGUGGAGCCCUCCGAUGUUGGUAAUUACACCUGUGUGGUGACCAACACUGUCACAAAGACCCGAGUGCAGGGUCCACCCACUCCACUUGUGCUCCGCAGUGAUGGUGUGAUGGGUGAAUAUGAGCCAAAGAUUGAAGUUCAGUUUCCAGAGCUUGUUCAUGUUGCCAAAGGAUCCACUGUAAAGAUGGAAUGCUUCGCUCUGGGAAACCCGGUACCAUCUAUCGACUGGAGGAGGGUGGACGGUGUACCCUUCCCCAGGAAAGUGGACAUGAGGAAAGCCAGCGGCGUUUUGGAAAUCCCAUAUUUCCAGCAGGAGGAUGCUGGCACGUACGAGUGUGUGGCCGAGAACUCCAGGGGAAUGAACACAGUGAAAGGAAAGCUCUCUUUCUACGCGCCUCCUCAUCUAAUUGAGAAACCCCAAGAUGUCCAGAAGCUCAUUGAUGACUCUUUGGUGUGGGAGUGUAAAGCCACAGGGAAGCCGAAGCCUUCUUACAGGUGGAUGAAAAAUGGAGAGAACCUGGAGUCUGCAGAGGAGCGCAUACAGGUUGCCAAUGGGGCGUUGUCAAUCAGUCGUCUGACCCUGUCCGACACAGGAAUGUACCAGUGUGUGGCUGGGAAUAAAUACGGCAAGGUCUACUCCAAUGCGGAACUCAGAGUUAUAGCUGUUGCCCCAGAUUUCUCUCACAACCAACUGAGGAGCCAGACUCUGGUGAAGGUGGGAGGAGAUGUGCUUGUCGAGUGCAAGCCCAAGAUGUCUCCGUGGGGUGUGGUCUCUUGGCGAAAGGGCACCGAACCACUCCAAGAAAGUAACAGGGUCUCCAUUCUGGACAACGGGAACCUUCGUAUUUGGAAUGUAACCAAAUCUGAUGCUGGUCUCUACACCUGUGUGGCGAGAAACCAGUUUGGCAUAGCAAGCAGCACAGGAAGCAUCACAGUUAAAGAGCCGACCAUCAUAACCUCCCUGCCGUCCACGCUGGACGUCACUGUGGGGGAGAGUGUAGUCCUGCCCUGUCAAGUGAGCCACGACCAAUCUCUGGAGCUCAAGUUCACCUGGUUCUUCAACGAGCAGCUCAUCCACUUCGGGAGCCACGGUGGAUUUUUUGAAAAAGUGGGAGGUCAGCAUUCGGCAGGAGACAUCAUGAUUCGAAAUAUCCAGCUGAGGCAUGCAGGGAAGUACACGUGCGCCGUGCAAACAAAGGUGGACAGCAUUUCCAUUGCUGUUGAUUUGGUUGUCAGAGGUCCCCCGGGUCCCCCCACCAGCAUCCAUGUAGAAGAAAUCACUGAUACCACAGCCUCUCUGUCCUGGAGGCCUGGUCCUGAUAAUCACAGUCCAAUUACGGCAUACACCAUCCAGGCCAGGACACCAUUCUCCCUCGGGUGGCAGGCUGUCACCACAGUUCCUGAGGUGGUGGGGGGCCACCGGCUGACAGCUAUAGUAAUAGACCUGAGCCCUUGGGUGGAGUAUGAGUUUCGAGUCCUGGCAAGCAACACCAUCGGAACCGGCGAGCCCAGCAAGCCAUCUAAACAAGCAAGGACAAAGGGGACCUCUCCGAAGGUCACACCAGCUAAUGUGAGUGGAGGCGGUGGCAGUCGCUCCGAAUUAGUCAUCACAUGGGAGCCCGUUCCAGAGGAGCUGCAGAAUGGACCGGGGUUUGGCUAUGUCGUGGCUUUUCGACCCCAUGGUGCCACGGGGUGGAUGCAGGCCGCCGUACCGUCCCCCGAAGCAUCCAGAUACGUCUUUAAAAACGAGAGCAUCCAGCCCUUCUCGCCGUUCCAUGUGAAGGUCGGCGUUUACAACAAUGAGGGGGAAGGGCCAUUUGGACCUGUUACCACUAUCUACUCUGCUGAGGAAGAGCCUGGCCGAGCGCCCACCAGGGUCCGUGCCAAGAGCCUUUCUGCUUACGACAUUGAAGUUUCGUGGAAAGCGCUGCCCUGGAAUGCCAGCAAGAAACGAGUGCUGGGCUAUGAGCUGAGGUACUGGAGUAGAAGUGAAAGGGAAGACACGGCCAGUGUGCAAAGGACUAUCGGAAAUCAAACAUCUACUGUAAUCCGUGGGGUGAAAGGCAGCACCACAUAUUACAUCUCAGUGAGGGCAUACAACACUGCUGGAACGGGGCCUCCCAGCAGCACUGUCAACGUUACCACCAAAAAACCACCACCCAGCCAGCCACCGGUUAAAGUGAUGUGGAACACAUCAGACUCCAAGAUUAUAUUGAACUGGGAGCACGUCAAAGCCCUGGAGAACGAAUCAGAGGUCACUGGUUACAAAGUGCUGUACAAAAAGAAUCGACACAGCCGCCCCAACGUCAUGGAAACCAACACCACCUCUGUGGAGCUUGCCCUCCCCACUGAUGAGGAUUAUAUUAUCCAGAUAAAGCCAUUUGGAGAGGGAGGAGAAGGUAGCAGUAGCAGGCAGAUCACCAUCCCAAGGAUACCAGGCCCCAACGCAGUCGGCUCCGCAUCCAAGGUCUCCACUCUGUCAGCCCUCAGUACAAUAGCACUGUCUUUCACAGCGCGGACAUCUUUAUGACAAACAGCUCCCAGUAGACGUCGCAUCUAUGGUGGAACGCAAACACAGCCCACUCUGGUGUAACUAGAUCCAUUCAUUUAGAUUUUAGAGGCAGAAAGAAGAUGCUGACGAAGAAAUAAAAAAUAAAUACGCCAUUGAGAUGACAAAGAAGGAGUACGCUUCAGCACCCAGGCUACGUAAAGGAGAUUGACCGAUGUCGUGACUAUGUUGUUACCAAAGCAGCUUUCAUAAGAAAAAAAUAGAGAAUAAUGUCUUAUAUGCAUCUUUUUGUAUGACAUAUUGAGCUUUUAUAGAUUUUUAUUUCUUAAUCACUUUGAAGUUGGUCUGAGCUUAAUGGGGCGAGAACAAUUGAGUGCAUGGCAAAUAACAUCAUUAAAUGUUGACAACGCACCUUUUGUCUUCUAAAAUGCGAUAAUGCUUUGGUUCUAACAAGCCAGAGUAGUCUUGGAGUGAAUUAACUACUACUAUUAUAACCUGUUACAGCUCUGCAUUUCUGCUUCUGUAAUAUUUCAAAAAUAUUUCACAAAGGACUGCAUAGACAUGUUGGGUGUUUGUCAUUAUUGGUCAUCUUACCAAGAACUGGAUAGGUGAAGAGAGGAUUAAAAUCAGCACAUGCAAAUGCUUUACCAUACUGGUGAAGUGUUAGCAUUAGCAAACUCGACAAAGUAAGCUGACUCAAAAUGGAUUUCACAAAUGAGGAGGACUAAGAUUUUUCUUUUUGUAUAUGUCGUAUAUAUUAUUUGUAUAUGAAUCUGCAGUACAUGUAGAAUAAAGACCAAUAUUAAAAAAAACUUCAUUAACUCCUCCAACAUCAGAUAAUGCUGACUGGCAGUAAUUACAUAAAGGAUAGGUUGGGAUUUCUGUCUGCACUACUCACAUUUGUACAUCGAGUUAUGAGUUGUCUUGAAUUAUUCUUCCUGUGACCCUUUGCAGCACGACUAAACUGCGAGAGAUGGGGGAUAAAUUCGCAGUCCUUGUUCUGUGCAAAAGAGCCUUCUAAAGUUCAGUUGGAACUUACAUCUGAGUUAGCUAAACCAAGUAGCUAUCUCCCAAAGUUCUGCUGUUUUUCACAUAAAAAUCCCCUCUUUGUGUCUCUCCAAAUGCUCCUCAGGAGAAAUGCCAAGGACUGUGGAUUACAUUAUAAUUGCAUCUCUUCGGGGCCAGUAUCGACAGAUGGAAUUAAUACAGCAACCAAUAACUCAGCAUACGUAUGCCAUGAAACAAAAAGAAAAAAAAAGAAAAAUCCAAACCUUAAUAUGCAGGAUGCCUUAGCAUGCCAUGUUUUUUGUUGCCAGUCCUCUCGGGGAAGGUGACCAAGAACUCCCAAAACGUCAAUGGAGCCCUUAAAGCCAUUCAUGUGAUAGUUAUUGAGUUUAUUACCAGAAAUAGCAGCAUGCUGUUUUGGACAGCGUCUCCCCUGGGUUCCUCUAGACCCUUGUGGCUGUCUCAUGCUCCUUAUUCUUUUUGGUUAGCCCUGUGUCUAGAGCCUUCUGUGUGCCUCAUCAUAUGUUCAAAAUCCUCAGGUCCUUAAAGAGCCUUAACUUAUCAUAUGUAUAUUUAAAAAAAACAUU